Diatraea saccharalis (sugarcane borer) is the source of this 711-nucleotide messenger RNA. The record is from the annotation of a GenBank genome assembly. Lineage: Eukaryota; Metazoa; Arthropoda; Insecta; Lepidoptera; Crambidae.
AUGAUCAGUGUCAGAGGUUUAUUUAUGGUGAUGUUUAAAAGCGCUUUAAUUGUCGCUUUUCUUAGCAUUCCAAACCCAGUAGUGGCGUUCACAGGCUUUAAAAACUGGUCUAGAAAAGCGCUCUACCAUAAAGUGGACCUCUGCACACAGUCCUGUUACAGUCAGAUCAUACCAGGACUUUAUUUAAGCAAUGCCAGAGCAGCAGCAGACCCAACCGUGCUUCGGCAACUUAAUAUCACCCAUGUACUCACCAUUGAGGCGCAUCGGCUUCCAAAAUCCACUUUUGCUAAUACAAACAUCAGUACCCUCUUCAUUAGGGCCGACGACACUCCUCAGACCAAUCUCCUGUCCUACUUCCCAAUGGCCAAUGCCUUUAUUGAUGAAGGAUUACAGAAGGGAAACGUUCUUGUCCACUGUCACUUCGGCGUCUCUAGGUCUGCCACCAUUGUUAUCGCAUAUUUGAUGGGAAAGUACAAACUGAGCUUCGAACAGGCAUUCGGUUACGUCAGACAAAGAAGAAGAUUUAUCAACCCGAAUCCAGGUUUUGUUAAUCAAUUGAGACAGUAUCAAAGAUUGAAUUAUGACGUGAAAGGCUUUCAUAGAUUUGAAGCGUACAUGAAUGUAAAUGCUAGAAGGCAUAAGUACAAAAUUGCAUCGUUGGCCGCAGUUGUUGUCGGAAUUUUAGUGCCUAUAGCUGUCCUGGUUGGUUGA